Messenger RNA from Eleginops maclovinus (Patagonian blennie), 4141 nucleotides. It is a transcript of the gene cdc37l1, whose product is annotated as cell division cycle 37-like 1. Gene Ontology annotation, molecular function: heat shock protein binding; protein-folding chaperone binding. The record is from RefSeq and is a predicted model, not a curated record. NCBI's taxonomy places the organism in Eukaryota, Metazoa, Chordata, Actinopteri, Perciformes, Eleginopidae. The transcript is spliced from 7 exons. Bases 428 to 1321 code for a protein of 297 amino acids. Gene Ontology annotation, cellular component: cytoplasm. Gene Ontology annotation, biological process: protein stabilization; protein folding.
CGCUGGCGCGAGAAGGGGGGCAGCUAGUGCUUGUUGUUUUUAUAGAUACCGUUGUACUUCAGGACCCAAACUGCCUGCUGUGGUGCUUCAUACUACGCAGUCGGCUCAGCUGACUCAUCAGAUGGACAUUUAGAUCAAAUAUAAAUCAGUCAGGCAGCUGACAGCAAAGAGCCACACUGUUGGAGCUUCUUCCAAACAGCUAGCAUCAGCUAGCGGAGCAGAGCUAGCCUGCUAGUUGCGUAGCAGCAAUGGAGUGGCUUGGGAACAGCGCUUUCCCUCAUGAUAAAGAGCCGAGCAGUGACCCAGCUCCAGCAGCCAACGGCUUCAGCAGUGUUUAUCCUCACCAACAGCAGAUCUUAGUCCAAAUGUCUUUUUCGUAUGGUUCCCCUCACAUCAGUCACCGUUGUCGCACGGUUGUGACUGCGCCAUGGCGUCGCUGUGUCAGGGCCAGCAGCGCUGUGUGAAGGCCUCCAUCGUGUCCAGCUGGAGACUGGCUGAGGCCCAGGAUCAGCUCUGCUCUCUGGGCGUCCACAGCUCAGAGUCCCUGGAGCAGGAACGUGCUCGGACUCUGGCCUGUCCCACCGAACUCACGCACACUGAGGAGGAGUGGCGCCGCAAGGAGAGCAUGCUGGGAGGUCACGAGACCAGUCGCAGUGCUGUGCUCGGAGCCGUCAGAAGUUGGGACGUUUUUGAUAAGAGUAUUAUCAAUGUUCAACAUCAACCUGAACAAAUGGACCAGGAAAAGUGCAAGACGUUUCUUCAAAAGUUUGAUCAAGAGCUCAAGCAUUUUGGUAUGUUGCACAGAUGGGAUGACAGUCAACGAUUCCUUGCAGAGAUGCCUCAGAUCAUCUGUGAGGAGACGGCCAACUACUUAGUUCUGUGGUGCAUGAGACUACAGCAAGAGGGGAAAGAAGCGCUGAUGGAGCAGGUGGCGCACCAAGCUGUAGUCAUGCGCUUCAUCCUGGAGAUGGCUUCCACGUCCCAGCAGGAUCCUAGAGGCUGCUUCAGACAGUUCUUCCACAAAGCCAAAGAAGGACAAGACGUCUACUUAGAAGUCUUCCAUACAGAGUUUGAGGCCUUCAAACACAGAGUGAGAGAAUCUGCAGUCAAGUCCAGAUGUGAAGCACUCCAUAAUGUAGAACCACAACCAAGUGACACACACUGCAGAGUUGAACCCAAAGAAGCCCUGGACUCUUUUCCUAAAGUGUCAGAGUAUCCCAAGAAGCGUUAUAUAGAGGCCGGACUGUGGACCAGCACAGGGAGUUGGACAAAGGACGACGCUACAGAAACGGACGAUAUACGCAUGAUGGAGACCUCGUAGGGAUUGUACGCUCUGCCCCUGCUUUUCCUCCAUCUCCACCGCCUCCCGAUUUAGGAGUUUUAAAGUCCUCUAUACACAGCAGAGCAGGAAUAAAAGGAGACUUGAUUAGUCGUUCACACUGCAGGAAACCAUGUUUUGCCGAUGAGAAACUGUUCCCCAGUGUUGUCGAGGCUGUGGUCGGCCUCUGGGAGUUCCUGCAGUGUCUCAUCGCGGAUAAUGAUGCGACAUAAUCCUGGUUGUACAGAUGGAGUUCUGAUAUCCUUUAAGCUGGUUCCACUUUUAAUUUCUCCUGGGGGAAAAAAGGGAAACCUUACAUGGUAGAAAAACAACCUGACAAUUGAUCAUUAAAACCUGGCAAUACAACGAAUACUAAACCACAGGGCAGUUAGGAAUCAAACCCAAGGCCUGAAGUAGGACUCAGGUUAGUGGACUUCACAGGAAUAUUGUGAAAGCUGCUUAAAUGAAUCAUGAAAAGCAUGACUGACAGAUGCUGGCUUUUUAUUCUGGUUAAUACUAAACAUUGAAUAGAAACAGCCAACUGAUCAUGUGCCACCAUAUGUAGCUACUGUAAAACACAGAGAGGUCACAGGUUCCACAGGUCUGGAUGACAAAGUUCACCUGUGGUGUUUCGCCUGGAAUGAAAGUUCAAGCUACUUUUAUAUUUGGUAAAAACAUGCUUGUGUUCUAAUGAUGUAAUGUUCAAAUACAGAGAGCACAAGCGCUCCCGUUAACCUGGGUUUGUGUUUUCUCCAGCAACUUGUUUGGCUAGAAGGAAAUGACCGUAAGGAGUAAAAUAGUUGGUUCCAAAGGUCAGAUUCAUCCUGCAGGUUUGGCUCUUACGGUGUUUAGACUUGCAUGUAUUAAGCAGCACAAGGUCUCUCUUGCUCAUUAACAGGAGAGGAUAAUAAUGCAAUAUGUUUGAGAGGCUAGGCAGUAUGCUGCAGAGUUGACAACAGGAAAGAGUUAAGAUGGUGUCUUUGAUACAACUUUUACAGCACCACCUCUCUCUGGAUUGAAGUGAAUCAAGAGUUUAAUGAUGCUUAUCUUUGACCUCUUCGCUGAAUGGCUGGUACAUGAAGCAUGCUAUGGCUUCAGGAGCUUCUUUAAAGAUGACGCUAGAGUGGGUUUUUUUCUUAAGAGGCUUAAGGUGUCAGAUUUCAGUAACAUGCAAUUUGUCUAAAACACAUAGUGGCUACUAAAUCCAUUGAAUCUCGAGUCCACAUACUGUACAACAACAGAUGUUGACAAUAACUGUUGUUCACAUGGCUGCAUCUGCUCUUAUUGUCCUUCUGUGACAUAAUAAUCCACUGUUUAGGACAAUAGUCAGUUGCUUAUUUAUUUAAGCAGCUUAAAAUAAUGCAACCAUGGAUAAUGAGCUAUAGACAAUAGUGCAUGAGAGAAAUUUCCAACUACUUGACAAAGCACACAGAUUUAAUCACAGGGGAAAGUCAGCCAAAAUGUGGCACGGUAAGGCAAAGUGUAAAGAUAUUUUUCCUUAUAUUAAUGCAUUUAUUUGACCUGGAUUAAAAUAAGCUCCACAUUUGACAGGUAAAGGUUGAAGUGAAGUAGCUCACAUGUUCUCCACCAGCUUCCCGAAACAUCUGAAACUGAAUUACAUCUGUCAGUCUCCUUUUAGACCAAUGCUCUGCUGACUGGACUUGGAUGUGUACCUGAGAAGGAGCUGAAAGCAGUUUGUGUGUGUGUGUGUGUGUGUGUGUGUGUGUGUGUGUGUGGAGGGGGAUGUUUUUUCAAUGGGACGUGUGUAUCUGUAUGCAGAAAGGAAGUCUGAAUGUCUCCCGCACUUUAUAUUAUUCUUCCAUUUGAAAAAAAGAGGUUGAGUGAAUAAUAUGCUUCCUCCUACCAUUUGAUUUUGCUCCUUUUGUUUGUUGUGUUCAGUCAUCAUAUAUUUUUGAUUCAUUUAUGUCUUACAAGCAGGCUUCAGAUGAGGUUGAUUUACCUUUUGUAUCCUGUUUGAUGACUUUAGCCAGAUUUAUCAGGCUUUGAAUAAAGUUUCCCCUUCUUCAUUUUUAUUUAAGACAGCCAAGACAAGUGUGAAAAUAUGCUGACCGACACAAUCAGUGAGACUUGAGCUGCAGACUGUUGAACUUAAGGUACCGUAGGAUACAUUCAAGUACAAUACACAUGAUUCUGACUUGCAGCUUCUGUGUGAUGCGAUGUGGCUUCUACAGUGCGCCUGUCAUUUCGUUCUUUGUCUCACAGCCGGCUCUGCACAGUGCACAUAUGAGAAGUAUCAAAUACUGUAAACAUAAACAGGUAUUGUAAGCAGUGAAGCUUAAACGAUGUGUUGUUGUGAUCCUAAAUGUGUUUUAUUAUCUUCCUUUUUUUAGUCACAGUGACAUAUCAACUAUGCAAUAUAAUUGUAUGGCUUAAGCUGUUGUUCUGAACCUGUGGCCAUUAUCUAUGGUGUUUCAACAUCCUAAAUUAUUUAAAGAUUAUCACAGAAUUUGUGAGACUGACAGUAUAAGAAUUUCUGUCACUUAGCUAGUCAUACACUAAGCAAUGACGCUAGGUUACUGUAAGAAUUGGUUUCUCUUGCUGCUCUUAACUCAAAUAUAAAAACAAAAAGUGCUAAAUGUUUGUAUUUUGUUGUCAACUGCUACAGUUCUUUGGUAAAUCUGAUACGUUUAUUAGAUGUUGGUCGAGACAACUUAGUAGUGAACAUUUUAAAAAUUGCGGACUUCUGUAGCUCGCACUUCAUCUGUGCUUGAAGCCGAUACUAGCAUAAGGCACCCAGACCCAUGUGAAAUAAUGUCUUCAGUUUCAUUCUGGAUAAUGUAGGCACCAAUAAAAAAAAAGAAA